GGACAGAGCGUGUCAGGAGAUGGAAGAGCCCCGUUGUUAUCUAAAUUUUGCAGCCACCUGGCUUUAUAAGAUGACCGUUUGUCUGCUGGCCUGGAUUUGUAAAUGGUUGUGCUGCUGGACUUUUUUUUUUUUUUUUUUUUAACCUUAUCCCCCCACCCCCGGAGUCGGAGAUCAAGAUUGUCGCUGAUUGUUUGUUUCCUUAAGUAAUGAAGGCAGAAGGGGCUGAGGGAGAAAAAGUGAAUGUGAGAAAGAGGGAUGUGAAGGAGAGGGAAUUGUUUGUGAGUGCCGCCCCCCCCCCCUUCCAGUAGCUUGAGUGGGAUCCCAAAGCAGGAGACUGUCUGGAUUUCAGGUUGCUUCAUCAACUUGGGGCUUCUUUGCUUCCUUCUGAGCAUCCGUGCAGAACCAAAAAGAUGAAGUAUCACAGAAAUAUGAGAGGAGAUUGAAGAAUGCAUUGAUUUCUUGCUUGCUUUCUCACCCUUGCCUUUGUGAUGCAGAAUACAGGUUGCUGCUUGUAUGUGCGCAUGUAUGAUGGAUGGCUUAUUUCCUGGAAGAUUGUUCAUGUACACUAGGCAGGUUGUGUAUGUGGGCACACAUAUGUGUGCAUGCAGUUCUUUUAUCAGCCAGCAAGAUGCUUUUGCUUCAACCCCUACCCCACCCAAUUAGCUACCAUGUGCCAGCUGAAAGAGAGAGAGAGAGAGAGAGAGAGAGAGAGAGAGACUUGUGACCAGGUUGUGUGUUCACUUAGGCUCAUGACAGUGUUUUGAAGAGAGAAGCUUUGAGGUGAGGGGUCCUGUCUCUGAGAUUAGGGGAGAGAUGAGUGAUAUUAGGGUGCAGGCUGACCCAACCAUAGAGGCAAAGCAGGCAACUCUUUGGAAUGCCAAAAUUUCAGGGGUGCUGUGUCAGCUCUGUGAAUUUAUUGGGGAGAAAGACUGUCUGCCCUUUUGGGGGAGGUGCACAGAGACAGCUUAGCAGCUUGCUGGUUCAGUUAUCCCCAAAUCGAGAGGCCUCCUUGAUCCCCAGAUUUAGAGGCUUCUGAUCUUCCCUGGCUGCCUAGGACAGAGACUCUAUAUCAUGUAAAGCGGAGGAAAUAAAAGAAGCACAGACAUUAAAAUUGAAAUGGGGUGAUAAUAUAUUUUUAUAUUCUGUUGCUAUGCCACCCAGCAUUCAAUAAGACAGAAGAGGGGGGAUUUUAAUUCACUUAAAGCAGCAAACAACCUUGAGUCAGACCUGGUUGAGGUUCAAAAAAGAAAAGAAAAGAAAAGAAAAAAGAGAAGUUUGCUUAAUCUGGUUUGAGGAAACAACAAUCUGGUAAAGUGGCAAGAUUUGAUUCCCCCCCCCCCUUCGCUCCUUAUCCUUGACAGAACAACAGAAGAAAUGAGAUGCUGCUGUUAACUUCUUUGUGUGUGUGAUCUGUCCUUGGAAGCAGGGGUGCCUGGAUCAAAAAAGUUUUCUGUUUUCUCAUGCUCAUGCACACACAACUUGAUUACACUUAUUUACUAUGAAUGUAUUUAGUCUUUGGAAUUCUUUGCCACUGGGGAGGUCGUGUUGAUUAGCCAUAAUAGCCAGCAGUGCAGCCUCUUAAAUUCAGACUCAGAGUCAGGUAUCUACUGCAACCAGAAGCUGUGGACUGAGGAAGAACACUCCCAAGAGACGUUAUUGGAGGUGGGGGUGCACCAUCAUUCCUGCACCCUCUGAAAACCUGGCGUCGGGCGAAUUGCAGGAGGGAAGAAACCUGGACUCUGUUCCCUUUGUUUAAAGUCACCAGAUCCUGAGAGGACUAGCGGCCACAUGAUCUCAGCAGAUGAUGCAGAAUAUCCACGGGAAUACCGGACCCUGGGCAAUGGCACACGCCGCUUUUCCAACGUAGGACUGGUGCACACCUCAGAACGCCGGCACACUGUCAUCGCCGCCCAGAGUCUGGAAGCCCUCACAGGGCUUCAGAAGUCUGAGAUGGAACGAAAGCGGGAUGCCUUCAUGGACCACCUGAAGAGCAAAUAUCCCCAGCAUGCCCUGGCUAUCCGAGGGCAGCAGGAGAGGAUCCGGGACCAGCAACCCAACUACUGGAGCUUUAAGACCCGAAGUUCUCGGCACUCGCAGGGUUCCCAGCCCGGCCUUGCCGAUCAAGCCAAACUCUCUUUUGCUUCAGCUGAAUCUCUGGAAACCAUGUCUGAAGCUGAGCUGCCCAUCGGGUUCAACAGGAUGAACCGCUUCCGGCAAAGCUUGCCUUUGUCCCGUUCCACAAGUCAAACAAAGCUUCGGUCACCAGGGAUCCUUUUUCUGCAGUUUGGGGAUGAAACAAGGCGGGUUCACAUCACCCACGAAAUUAGCAGCAUGGAUACUCUGCAUGCCCUCAUCGUUCACAUGUUUCCUCAGAAGCUGACGAUGGGCAUGCUCAAGUCCCCCAACACUGCCAUCCUGAUCAAGGAUGAAUCUCGUAAUGUCUUCUAUGAACUGGAGGAUGUCAGGGAUAUCCAGGACAGAAGCAUUAUUAAAAUCUACCGGAAAGAGCCCCUCUAUGCCUCCUUCCCCGGAUCCCACAUCACUAAUGGUGACCUACGGAGAGAAAUGGUCUACACUUCCAGGGAAUCCUCUCCCACACGGCGCCUCAACAGUAUGUCGCCUGCCGCCCACCUCACCUCUGGCUCCCCUCCCCCAGUGCUCCAGUCGUCCUCGCCUUCCCGUUCCCGCAUGUCUUACAGUGGUGGGCGCCCACCUUCCUACGCCGGCAGCCCCGUGCACCAUGGGGAGCGCCUCUCCAACCUGCCUCCGGCCCAGGGUGUGUCACCAAGCCCAAGCGCCAUCUUGGAACGCCGAGAUGUCAAGCCGGAUGAGGACAUGGCUGGGAAGAACAUGAUGCUGAUGAAGAACGAGGGCCUGUAUGCUGACCCGUACAGUAUGGUGCAUGAGGGACGCUUGAGCAUUACAUCCACACAGUCAUUAGCUGGGAUGGGGGACCCGUUUGCCUACCCUGGGGGGCUCUAUAAGCGGGGCUCAGUCCGUUCACUCAGCACCUAUUCAGCAGCCGCCCUGCAAUCAGAACUGGAAGACAGCUUAUAUAAGCCCAAUGCCCAGAUCUAUAGUGAUACCUAUGGUCCUGGGCUUGGCUUCCGCUUACCUCCAUCAUCCCCUCAAAAAAUUGCUGAUGGCCGGCUGGUAGACGUUCAACAGAGCCAAAGCCCCCACAGCCCUUACUCGGGACCUCCGAGUCGGUCCUCGCCAGUUCGCCAGUCCUUCCGCAAGGACUCUUGCUCCUCAGUUUUCAUUGAGAGUCCCGUCAACAAGCCACGGAAUCCCAGCUCUUCAGGGCCUCCAGAGCUCUUCCCUGGGCCUGGGGAACGCCCCCUUUCCGGGUUCAGCUCACCUGUGCCUGCCAAGGAUACAGAAACAAGGGACCGUAUGGAAGCCAUGGAGAAACAGAUUGCCAGCCUCACAGGAUUGGUGCAAAGUGCAUUGAUGAGGAGCUCUGACACGGAAAAUCCCAGUGAGAGGACAGAAGGGACCAAUGGAGGAACACCUCCAUCCGCACCCCCCAGCAGAAGUGGCGUAGGGACCCCAGUCCCUGGCCCUCCACCCCCUUCUGCAACCAGUACACCAGCUGGGCAGCCCACUGCCAUCACCCGCCUGCACAUGCAGCUGCAUCUUCAUGACUUGCAACAGAAUGCUAGUGACCUCCGCAACCAACUACAGCAACUCAAGAAGCUGCAGCUGCAAAAUCAGGAGACAGUAAAGACCAUGCUGCGGCGAACGGAGACAGAGAUCAGUGUGCGGGUGACGGACACCAUGCGCAAACAGGAGGAUCCUUUGCAGCGGCAGCGCACUCUGGUGGAAGAGGAGCGUCUCCGUUACCUCAACGAGGAAGAGCUCAUCACCCAGCAGCUGAACGACAUGGAGAAAUCGGUGGAGAAGAUCCAGAAAGACUUGACCCACAAUCACCGCCUUAUCUCCACACAAGAACUGGAGGAGAAAUUUCUGGUGCUCAAGCAGCUGGGAGAUACGUUGAUGGAGCUGAAGGCUAAUUUUCCCAGCCUGCAGAGCAAAAUGCGUGUGGUCCUCCGUGUAGAGGUGGAGGCCGUGAAGUUCCUCAAGGAAGAGCCGCACCGGCUGGACGGCCUAUUCAAGCGGUGCAAGGCAGUGACCGACACGCUGGCGCAAGUCCGCAAGCAAGUAGACGAGGGUGUCUGGGACUCAUCCAGUAACCUUCUCAGUCAGUCUCCAAAGAAGGUAGAGCCGGAAAGUGACUUCAGCAGGACCUUGGAUUUCGAGGUACCCAUGAGCCCGCCGAUGAACUUCCACGAUCUCACUGCUUCCACCGAUAGCCUGGGCACCACCAGCUAUGGGCAAAGUCAAGGGCAGAGCCACCUGUCCAAGGGCAGCAACCCAUCCCGGGGUUCAGAGAUGGUUGCUGUCAAGACCCAGACAGGCUCUGAUACCCCCAGUAAGAGGAGCGUGGACCGAUCAGUGUCUGUGGAGGCAGCAGAACGAGAUUGGGAGGAGAAGCGGGCAGCCUUGACCCAGUACAGCGCUAAGGAUAUUAAUCGCCUCCUGGAAGAGACCCAAGCCGAGCUGAUGAAGGCAAUCCCUGACUUGGAGUUUGCAGCCAAGCACAAGCAGACCUCUAGCAGUGGGAGUGCUGCCUCCACCCCUGAGCACAAGCCUGCCAAGCCCCAGCAUGCACAGAAGACCACGGCCAAAAUGGACCCCAAUGGUCGCCGGGGAUCAGAUGAGUUGACGGUGCCCAGAUAUCGGACUGAGAAGCCCUCCAAGUCUCCUCCCCCACCUCCACCUCGGCGGAGUUUCCCAUCCUCCCAUGGUCUCACGACCACUCGCACAGGGGAGGUGAUUGUCACCAGCAAAAAGGAAUCCAGUUUCAUGAAGAAAGCUGAAUCAGAAGAGCUGGAGACCCAGAAGCCACAGGUGAAACUGAGGAGGACUGUGUCAGAGGUCGCCAGGCCUGCCUCCACACCCCCCAUCAUUGCCUCUGCCAUAAAAGAUGACGAUGACGAAGACAGGAUCAUUGCCGAACUUGAGGUGUUUCAGAGAAGCUCUUCCUUUAUUCCUAAAUUCCGUUGUGACCAGCUUGUGCCAACCGCAGACAUGUGGCCCAAUGGAGCCACUUUAGCAGCCGAAGGAUGGAAGGCUGCUUUUCCUGCUGGCCACUGCAUAGCUGGAGCAAGCUUCAGUGCACACAGUCUUCCCUACUCCCAUCUACCAGAAUCUCAGGAGUCAGGCCUCCCAAUGCUUCCAUCUGGUAGCAUUUCCCACCUUCCUCACAUUGUCCUUUCUGAGUGGGCAUCCAGCCUGCCAUCUCUUCAAUCUCGGCCAGAGUCAGGCUUUGAGAGAAACAGUCUCCGGACAGGCAAUCACAAGUGCACUGGAAGACAGUCAGGAGGCACUGGGCAGUUGACUAUGGUGGAAAUAAAUGGGGAUUCCAAGAGCCCAGAGGUCUUGUUGGAGAAGCUGAGCAAGAAUGAAAGGAAGCUGAAAUCUUUAGCUUGUGCAUCAUUUGCUUUGUUCAAAAAGGCCUCAACAACAUACUCUCAUUCUCUGCCAGCAUCAGCGAGGUCUUGGGGAUCUUGGCCAGACCCUGGAAUUGGACUUUCGUAUGAUGUUGAUCAUGCAACAAGAGGAGACACAGUGGCACUUGAAGCAGUAAGAACCUCACAGAAGGAUAAAGUUGCUCAACUGGAAGGAGAAGACAUGAUGAUUUUGAACGUUGGGGACAAGCAAACAAGAAGUCAACAGAUUUCUUUUGAAAGAACCAGGGUUCAUGCAGCAGAGAUCCAAGAAGCUGUCAUGCUGUCAGAGGUCACAUUUGAUUAUAAGACAGCUUCUUCACCCAUGGAGGGCGGUGAAAUGCUCACAGGGUUGGAUAGCAAAAAUCACAUUGCAGAACCAAAAAAUGAAGACGCGAAUCAGGGCAAAGAAGAGGUAGCAUCACCUUUGAAAGCCCCUGAUGCUGCUUGCAGACAGAUACAGAGAGAUCAUCUGUCAGAUGGUUCAAGAUCUUGUUUACCAUUGCAAAAUCCAAAAUUCCCGGUGAACAAAGAAGCCAUUGAGCAUGACAUAGUAUCAAGGCCAAAGCCUGUGGAUCUUGUUCAGGAGAAGAUGAAGACAGAGAUAGGAAGGGAAUUAGUAACAGAUCUAGAAGAGAAACAAAGAGAAUGUGCUUCUCUUGAUGCUAUGACCUUAAGCAGCCGAGAGAUUUGCAAAGACACUUACCAAAGGCUGGACCACCUGGAAGAGACCAUCAGAGACUUGCAAAUGACUAUCACUGAAAUUAGCCACCAGGCUUCUACCGAGCUUAUGUUCCCUCAAAAUCUUCUAGAGGGCAAAAAGGGCAAAAUAAAGAUGUACACAGGAAUGUCCGGAUGCAACCAUGAUGAUUUCAGGAAUGUGGCAUCAGGCUGCCAGGAUUUAAAAUGGUAUGAAGCAAGCCACAGCAUCCCCAAGUCUUCUGCAAGCAGCUCCAAGCCACCUUUGCUGCCCAAACCUCAGUUCCUGCUCAACAGUGAUCCGCAGAGUGGUGGCGGUGUCUCGAUCCCAGCCAUGAAGAUGGUCAAUCCAGCAUCACGGCUGAAGCAAACCCAGCAGGGCAGCCCAGAUAAAAGCAAACACAUAAAGCAACGCAUGGAAUACAUGCGCAUCCAGGGACAACAGCAGUGUGCCCAGUGGCUGGCCAGCUUUCUGAGGCCACAAAGCAAGGCCGCUAGAUCAACCAAGGAUCCUAGCACGAUGAAUGAGACUUCAAGCCCAGUCUCAGAAAAACCUACUUCGGGCAGGACCUCCAUCCCUGUACUGACUUCCUUUGGCUCACGGAACUCCUCCAUUUCAUUCUAAAAGCUCCUUUGGCAACUACUCAUUUGGCUGUUUUCCUACCUACCACUACUGGGGGACUGGGGAUGGUUUGCAUCUCUAUGCUUUUCUCUAUCCCAGUUUUUAGUGAGGCACCUAGGAAAGUCCCUCCCCUUAGGCAUUUUAAAGUUCCUUCAGAAUGGCCAAACUGCGGUCUCACUUCCUCCUCCAAAAUGGCUGACCUACAGACUCGCUUCCUGCUCCCCAAAGGGUCACCUUCUGUAUCACAAUGUGCUCCAUAACAACAAAUUUUACUAUCUUACAUCCUUCUCCAAAUUGACCCAUUUUCCUAAUACAAUUGACCCAUUUUCCUAAUACAAUACAAAAUAUACAAUUUCCUCUUGUUUUCUGUUUCUCCUCAGAGCUCCCUCUCCCCCAGUCCUGCUCCCCACCUUUCCUAGCCUCACCUUUUUAUGCUGGCAGUUUAUGUCUAUGUAUAAAAAGCACUAAGAACUUUUGCCAGCUUCACCGACUCCAAGAAAGGGUGUCAUUCGGCAGUGCUAGAUUUUGUUGUGCCCUGUUUGGGGGGGGGGGGCAGGGAACAGAAACACUGCAGAAACAUGUAGAGAGAAGAGGGGGAGAAAUCUGUUUCUGAAGUUGCCUCAGAACCCCAUGGACAUUUGCUGCUAUUCAUCUAUCCUUACAUUUAAAAAAUAGUUGUAAUUAAUUGAUUAACGUGGAUCCUUGUUAGUGUGUGCCGAGUCAUUCAUGAAUCAAUGGUGUUUUGACUUUGGGGCAUGUGUGUGCUUCCAUUUUGUGGGUUUCUGUUGUUUACUUGCUGUAUCAAAGACUGUUUUGGAGGGGGGGGUAAUGAGUGUGUGAGUGUGUGUGUGUGUCGCAAAUUGAUAUGUUUGUUUUUUCUUCCAAGUCAUUGGAUUAAAUUUGGAAGAAGAGCAAAGACUUGAAAAAGCACUGAAUUUUAAGCCUGUAAUAAUGACCCCCCCAAAAUCUUCUCAACAAUGCAGAAGCCAACCAACUGUUAUGAAAGGGGGAAGGAGACUGUUAUAAGAAGGGGCACCGUCAAAGCAGGUAGCAGAAGGUAUUACUGAAUAAUGUUGGGAACAGGGUUUGAAAACAGAAAGUCAUGCUUCCUAUGAAAUUAAUCUGCAUAAUGUAGCACUUUAAAUGUCCAUUCUGUGACCAUGUAUGUGAGAGAAGGAGCCCUAAAAAAUGUGUGGAAUACCAAAUAGGAGGCAGAAGUCAGGGAGACGGGGGCGUCAGGGUAUCAAAGAAGCUGGGUGAGAAAGAAAAGGGAGGGUCUUAGGAAAAUUUGCAGAGGACUGAUGAAGGUGAAUAAUGUUCUGCCAUUUCGAAGGAUUAGCUUUGGUGGGAGGCAAGAGGCCCAGAUCAUUUACAAGUGACUUGUCUUUGUUUAAUAACUACCAAGUAAGGUUCCUUCAUAAAUGGAAAGUGGAACCUCAUGUGGGGGGGAAAGAAAUUCUGGCGUAGAAGAUAGUUGCAGGGGUGGAGUUAGCAUCACUUUUCAUUAGCAGAUAUGCCAUCUCUUACCUAUGGAGGCCUCAAAGCUAGGAGAAGAGAAUGGCAGACAAUGGAGUCCAGCAGAUAAUUGUUGGCAAAAGUCCUUUGUUUCAUUACUAAGGGCACAAUCCAAUAGGAAAGAUUACUGUGCAAAGCUCACUGAAAUGAAUGGGCUUCCCAUUCAUUCCAAUGGGGCUUGCACAGGAAGAUCUCUCACUGGAUUAUGCUCCAAGAGAAGACCACAUCUCGUAGUACUGGGUUCUGAAAAGUUUAGCCCAACCUACUGGAUCUUUUCCAUUAACGCAGGGACUGGCUAAUCUAAAAUUACCACCACUGCUCUUGAAUCUUUCACAUUGGACUUUAAUAGAAAAGUUAGCUUCAGGUAACCUUUAGCCCGAAAGAUCCAGUGGGUUAGGGAUACAUUUCUUUAUUACCCUGGGGAAAUAAAAGCUUUCCUAAAAGAUUCUGUAUGGCACAAGUGUUGCAGAAAGCACAACAGGGAACUGAAAUAGAACAACAGGGAAGAUAUGUUAGGCAUGCGGGGGCGGGGGGAGAGUGUUGUAUAUCAACAGCUGAGUCGCAGGCACCAAAGGAUGUCUUCAAAAAAAAAAAAAAAAAGGUACAGUGUGCAGGUUUGUGUCAGAAUGGCAGGCCAGGUUGAGUUGGCGAGUGAUCCUUAAAAAGGAAGCUAAGGACACAAGCUGGGGGUAGGUCAGCCUUCAUAAACACCAUUCAGAUCUACAGGAGCUUCACAAGAGCACAUUCAUGUUCUUGCACAACUUCGUUCCUCUUAGUGGAGUUUGUACAGGAGAACUUCCCCUGGAACUGUGCCCAAAAAUGUUAAGCACAGACAGUAAAUUAAGAAAUAGCUUACAUGGCAUGUGUGCCCAUGCGUGUCUUCAUGUAUAGCAAAAUAGUGCGCUCCUGUAAAAAAAGAAAUGAAAAGUCUGUAUGCAACAUAAUACAAGAUGUAAUCACUCCUGUUUUGUUGACUAGCUUGUCUUUUAAAAUUUUAUUAUCCUUGGACUUUUUUGGUGGGGGUGGAAAUAUGGGAGUUUGUUUUUUUAUGGUUUUUCUUCUUUUUUUUGUAAAUCAAUCAUUUUUGUAUAAAAAUUUUAAGAGAGCCUUUUUUUGAAUAACAACGUUUUAAAAAAAAGUAAAAAAAAAAAUCAAUAUGUAACAAUGACAACAACAAUCUGUAAUGCAAUUUCCUGGGAUUGCAAAAAAACAAAACAAACAAACAAACAAAAAAAGCAACCUCUUUACAUUUAAGUGAAGUGUCUUAACAUUUUAUAUAUUUGUUUUAAGAAAUAUAUUUACAUAUUAUAUAUAUAUAAUAUACGUAAUAUAAAUAUAUAUAUAUAAAUAUUGGAGGGGGGGAGAAAAUGAAAUUCUUGUUGUGUCUAGUAUAUUUGGGGGGGGGAAUGGUGUGUUUUCUUCCCUGAUUAAAUUAUGUAUGUAGCUCUUUGUGCUUUAGAAACUAUCAAGCUGGUGGUGAUGAUGCAAAUGGAGCUAGAGGGACAACCCACCUGGAAAGAGCCCAGCUGAAAUGAACUAGAGCUGGGCAAGAGAAUUACCCCACUGGGUUGUGCCUUUAAGAGUUUAGAAACCCUUCCGUUAAACUAACAUUCCGUCUCUAUGGCUUUCCAUGUCUGUUUUACAUUGUCUGUCACUUUCACGUUUCUCUUUAAGUCACUGGCAGGAAGGACAUUUGCAUUGUCCAUGUUCCCAUUGCAUCUUUCUUCUUGUUCUUGCAAUGUUUCUGUUUUGCAGCAGAAAGAGGCCGAAGGACUGAUGGAGAAGGGAGAGGUGGGUGGGGUUUGGGUGGCAAUGGCUUUAAAAACCUGUCACCAUAACAAUUGUUUUAUCUGUCAUGGCUUAUUGCCAAGGGACCUUGGGAAUUAAUUCUUUCAGGGGGAUGAACUGCUGACAGACUCCUUAGCACUUUUGAAAAAACUCAGUGUUUUCCUCCAAGGAACCCUGAACAGGAGCUAUAGUUUUUGCAAAAGUACUGAAUAGACUGUCAUAAAUUAAUUCCCCCUGAAAGGACUAUAAUGAAGUCACUGGCAAUGACUAUAAUGAAGUUCUGGUAGUAAGGAACUAGCUAGUAUUUUCUUCAAGUGUGAGCCUGCCUCAUGAAGGCACCCAUAUGGCUAAAGCCAAGUUGACUGAAUUGUUGGAACAUUAAGAGUUCUGUUAUGUUAAACACCACCAAGCUUUCCAUGUAGGGAAAAUGAAGUGAAAUGGGGAUGCUUUGUGUAAGUUGGGGGUUGUUUUGGAAGGAUUAUGAUAUGAGUAAGUGCACAUUUCCACCUUUAAAAAACAAAAAGGGAAAUCUUACCACAUCGUGACAAGUCCCCAGAGUUCUUCAGAGAUCAGUUCUGAUCAAUGCAUUCUCUUUUUACCUCAUAGAGGCAUAUUUAUAAGAACAAGUGGCCUCAGAAGAAUGUGCAGGAUUUCUCAGUUUGGGGUUAGAUUUCACCAUGAACAAAAUUAAAUAUGGCCCUUAAGACAUAUUUUCACACACUUAAAUUGGUUUAAAAGUCAUUCUUCUCUCCAGGGAAUCCAGAGGAGCUUUAAUUUUAGGAGGGCACUAGGGAUUCCUAGUGGGCCAUUCUUAACACCUCAGCAAAAUUCACAGGAUAUGAGAGAAGAAAAGGGCAGGUUUAGAAUCCUUUGGAUUAUAUGUCUAGUGGCCUGUACAUGCAAGAGAAAUGUGGAUGUGAACAUCUGCCCUAUGGCAUACCAUUGCCCUGCUGCCUAGUUGCACAGGGGGACCAAUUCAUCCAAACUGCCUCUCAACAGCAUUGCUAGCAUUUAAUCCACAAGGGCAGUUCAGAUGAAUCACACCCACACAAUUAGGCAACCAGGAGGGUGACAUGAAACCCCUACAUUCCUUCCCCACGUGAUUAGGAUGGGCUGGUUGGAGUAUUGUCUAAACUAGCCCAGUCAUGACAAUUAAAGAGAUAUAAACUGAUAUGAGUGUAUAGGUGUGUCCUUCAAGUGUCUAUUCUGUGAGGCUUCAAGGGACAAGGAGUGCCAGUUUUAAAGAUUCUGGAACGGGGCAAAUUUCCCAACAAUUGUGCCCGCCCUACAAAGAACAGGAAAUAACUUGAUGUGACCAAAGGACUUUUCAGAGUAAGCUUUACAGGUACCACCAACAGGUAGAUGAGCCAUUAGACAUGCCCGUGAUGGGUAAAUCCACAGACACACAGCAGAAACCCAAAGCUUUGUGAGGAAAAUGUAGGAUAGCUUCAGGUCACAAUCAGGGAUGUAUUGCUAGCACCACAAAAUCCAAAGCACAGUGUUUUAGAGCACAGACCAUGAAGCUAUAGGGAGAGUCAAAGACCUUACAAUACAUACGCAAGAUCCACUCUUGAUCUUCUCUAUAAUUAAUCUGGAUUAAGAGCCAUCAUUCAUUCCUCUACCUUGGAUCCAGUGUUCAUAGUCACUAAUAUGGAUUAGAAACCCCACAUCACCCACAAGCAUACAUGGGGAGGGACAAGCCACUUGCUUUUCACCCUGUAGCCAGAGUAGCCUUGAUGAGAUAUGAAUGGGUUCUCCCCUUUCUAUUCCGUUCAUGUUCCACAGGGUCACUCGGACCUAAUGUUGCACCAUAUGCCUAUUGAUUUAAUUUAGAGAAUUUCUGCAAUGCAUUAUAUUUGAUACAUGCAACUUGCCACAGUUUCUGUUUUUGCUCCCCCCCCGCCCGCCGAUAGGUCAUUGCUGUGCACAUAGGGACACUGAUCAAACCAUAGUGCCAAAAAGAAUCUUCAUGAGACUGGGUGAUUACAUCAGGAUUCCUUUUUGUGUUGUGAUUUAAGUAGUGUGCCUAUGAGCUGGUGUGCCACAGUAACCAGCAGGACAAUAAAGAGGCACAAACCGAAAAUUCUGGAAAACUGAACAAAGUCCAGAAAUCAAAACUGGAAAGUGGCUAAUUGCUGAUGCCUUAGUGCUCCAGAACCAAGAUCAGGUCAUUGAGAACCUCAAAAUCCAGAGAGAAAUUUGGAUUGGCGGGGGGAGAAUGUCAUAAGAUUCCCUAACCAACCAUAUUCCCUGUUAAGCAAUGGGGGUAACUCAACACCAAACUCCUAGAGAUGCCUAUAAAAGCUAUCCGGCAUGCAGGUUAGCACAUUAGGCAGUGUGCUUCCAGGGAGAAAGCAGCAUAUGUGGAACGUGAGGCUGCUGCCAGAGCUCUCUGGAUCAGAGCAUCUGACUGUGAGUACAAACAUAUAGUUAAGUGGGCAAUUAAUUGCUUAAAGUGAGCUUGAGUAUGUAUUCAUCAAAUACUCAAGGCCCCUUAUAGCUCCCAAGCUGUCUUUGGCAGGGCAUCAACCAGAGUAUGCCUGCACGUUAUAUCUGCUGUGUAGUCAAUCUUUCUGAAGCACAUUGGAACGGGAGUGCAAUGAACUGCCAGUUCUUUCUUAAACGAGCAUGAUAUUGGUGGGUGGGUGGUGGUGGUGGGGACGGGAAGAGGCAGCACUGUCCUGACAGGGUUACCAAGGUUAACCACCCCUGGAACUACACCAGGUCUCAUUUGCAGGGCAGAUAGAGUUGCACACUGGCAGAUUUGUGGAGACUCCAUGUACAUCUGGGCUUCACAUGCACACUUUUAUCUAGCCUGCAAAAUCCCAACGCUAGCUGGGGAUUUAUGUGUGCACAAGUAGUGCUGAGCGGGCAGGUGUCCCCCAAUAACUGGCUCCUUCCCCUGCUGCCUCCCCAUUGCUGGAUCCCUGUAGUAACUUGAAGAGAAGGCACUUUUUAUUUACUAGAUAGAGUGCUUUUCUUUGUCACCAUCACGCUUUACAUAUAAAGCAUCAACGUAUAGAACAAGCAGUUCCCCAGGGGCUCACUUCCUUUUGUGUCCAGAUUGGGAGAAUUACUAUAACAUUUUUCUUUCAGAAAUCUAACAUGUGUGCAGCGAAGCUUGCCUCCUGUAGAAAUGCACUUUGCCUCAUCUUGUUCCAUCUUGUCCCCACCUACCCCGCCAUUUUUUUCUCCUGGUGCUGCCACAGCGUCCAUGUAAUGCACAGUAUUCUGUGAGUAAAGUGUUCAGGGAAAAUGCACUUUCCAUUUAGCAAUAGAAAUUAGAGCAUUGGUUUUAUUUUAUUUUUACCGCUGGACCAAAGUGGUACUGAUUUUAUGAAAGGGGCACAUGAAUAGCGAGCCAAAAAAAAAGGGUUUUGCCAUUAUGAGGCUCAAAAUUCUAUUGCUUAUAAAUAUGACGACUGUUGAUCUAACAGCUUGAAACUGGGCAUGUGUGAUCUACUUGAUGAGGUCAACAAAUGUGCCUAAAUCCGAUAAAAGAUCCGAUAAAAAUUGCCACAGCUGCAGCCAGUUAAAAAGUGCUGAAAAUUGACCCCCUUUCGUCCAAACUGACAGGCUUGUUUAGGAGGGUUGCCUUUUAAUGGUCUGGGGACGUUUCAAGCAGCAGUUCAAAAGUUAUUAAGGUUUUCCUGCCCCCAUUAAAGCCUAUGGGAAGCCAGUGCUGGUAAAGUUAUGCAGAGUGUGACUGGUUUGAUAAUGAAGCUAGAAUGCUGACACAUUUUGCCAGUCCCCUGACAUCCGCAGGGGGAGCCAACUUGUGGAUUAUAUUGCAGGUGCAAGCAAGGCCUGUUCUGUUGGUGAUGGAAUGUGGACUCUUGUGGGGACAGAAGUGGGAGACAUAUUGGGAAAGUUAGGUGGGUAGUCAGAGCAGUGUGGGGAAGAAGCAGUGUGUGUGAUUAUUUCAGAGUAAGCCUGCCCAGGACUGCAGCAUCCUUUUCUCCCUCCCCCCCCCUUUUAUCUAUCAAGCAGAGAGCGACUCCCUCACACUUCUUCAGAAUUACCUCGACAUUUUCCUCAGUGGCCAGUAUCCUGCUGCCCAUCCCCCCUUGUCAGAAAGUUGACAGGGGAACUGCACUUCUGAGACAAGAAGGACUCAUUGGCUGAAAUGGGCAGGGCUACUUUACCUGUGACUGUUUUUUAAAAAAAAUACUAUUAUAUUUUAAAAAAAACAAAACGCUGAGGUAAUCUCAGCUACAUUUAGCCUAUUUACUGCCUAUUCACAAGCCUGUGAAAUGUACACAAAUGUACACACACACGCACACAACACAAACACAUGAUUGCACACAUGAAACAUAAAUACACAAACAUGCAUACACACAAACACGAAUACAACAUAAAUGCAGAAACAUACCCAAAUACAGACGCAAUACAUGCACAAAUAGAUGCAAUGUAGAAACGCCCAAACGCAGAAACAGACACAACACACAAACACAGAUGCAACACAGCACAAACACAUGCACCACAAACACAUGCAUACAAGAAAACUGUAGAAACACGAACACAUAUGCAACAUACACCACAAACAUACACAUGCAACACAGUACAUGAAAGCACACAAACACAUGCAUGCAACAUACAUGGAGAAACACACACAAAGGCCCAGAUGCAACACAAACACACAACAGACACAAUGCACACACAAAUGCCACACAAACACAGCCACAACACACAAACACAUAGACAUGACACAUACAUGAUGCAUGCAUGUGAUGCAAACAUGCAUGCAACAUAAAUGCAGAAACACAUAAAAUGCAGCAACACAGAUGAAGCACACAAACACACAGAGACACAAUGCAGCAUCCUCCAUACAGACAGUCACACAAAUGCAUGCCACACACAAACAGAAACACACAAACAUAUAAACUCACAUCUCACAGACACGUGCACACUCAUAAGCAAAUGCACACAACACAAACGAAUCCAUAAAAACAUUCCAGAGGUAUAGAAACACACAAGAAAACAAGCGCAUCCACACACACAAACAUAUGCAUAUGUGCCCCCACACAAAAACACAAACAUAUGGAUAUGCAACACAAGCACACACACAAAUAUAUGCACACGUGUGCAACACAAGGACACACACAGAGUAAAAGCACUCCCACCAACAAGCAGAGAGACACAGAACUGCAAACACACACACACAGCAACACAAAACAUAAAUUUCCUUUUCACAAACCAUGGAAAUGCAACGGUUAAAAAAAACCCUGCCAGUUUAGGACCAGAGUUUAGGCUAUCUCAAUCUGGCUGAAGUUCCACAAAGCUGGGAAAUUGGGACCUAAGGCUAAUGCCUUAACAGAUGUGCCACAUGAUCAGUAAUGAUGUUGUGAAAUGCCACAAAUUGUGUUUACUUAUAACUUGUCCUCCAUGCACCCACACUUUUCCCCGGUCUUUGAGGCCCAAAUCAAGAUGGGGAGGUUGGAGUGCCUGGCACCAGUAAAGAAAGAAGCCCCAUGUUGUCCUAUUCCUGUACUACCUUAAGAAGCAUCUGUACUGCUAGAGAAAUUCUCUUGCAAGUUGACCUGUUUGUUGUUUACAUUCUUAGCUUACAGUUCAACAAUUGGGAAUGGGCCCUCUUCUAGCACCUUUCAUUACCCUCAUCCUGACUCAACAGAAAGUAGGGGUGUGCACGGAACCGUUUUGGGUGGUUCGGUUCAAAUUUAAACCAAACUGCUGAUCUACGAACCGGUUCAGUCAAACCUGCCGGUGGUCCAAUCUGGUCAGUUAAACCGGUUUGACCCAGUUCGAGGGGCUAUGCUUGUAAAUGGGAAUCUGGACUCCCCUUUUCAAGCAAAGGGAGAAUCCUGCCUUUAAAAGGUUUCCAAGGGUGGCCGUGGGGUGGCAGCACCUCUAAAGCCUAGCGCUCACCCCAGCAGUGUGGCCCAUGCAACAGCGGCACAGUUCUGGCUUCCACAGAUGCGAGGACAUUUGCGUGGCGGGGGGGGGGGGGGCUCCAGUCCUCAGAAGCCUGAACAUUUCCCCAUCAGCACGCAAGCUUCCCAGGGAGCAAUUCCACACUGCGUGCCUGCCCCCUCCCCACUUCCAAGGAACUCUUCAAUCUGAGUGGGAUCUAAAAUCAACUGAGCAGACGUCAAAAAACAUGAGCGUGCGCACUUGUGCAUGCCUUAAGAGGGAACACUGGCCACCACCACCGGGACGCUACCCCGGGCAAUUGCCCCACAUUCUACUGCCUCCUAGUGGUGGGGGCAAGGAAUUCUGGCAUUGGAUUUCCAAUUUUACUGAAGCGCACAGGCCUAUCCCCAGCAUCUCCAGUUAAAAGGAUCCAGUAGCAGGUGAUGGAGAAGACCAUCCACCUGAGGCCACUGCUAUCAGAGUAGGCAAUAUCCUGGAAGGAUCUUUGCCAGCAGCACUUCUGCCCUGAGACCUUAAGUAGAGUUGCCGUGCCCACCAAAUUCCAGGUUUCACCUGGAUUUUAAGCAUCUCACCUAGAUUGCUUAGCCCACCCAGAUUCACCCUGAUUUCAGCGUUCAUUUAAAACCUUGUAGAGGUGGCAUUAUGGAGCAAAAUGUGCAGUCACUAUUCUGCUCAAAAAUUAUUUUCAAGUCAAUUUACAUAAUAUGCAAAUUAGGCACCUGGAUUUGGAAAGCCAGAAUAUGGCAACCCUAUUCGUAAGCAGCUGCUAGGCAGAGUAGACCAUACUGGACUAGACCCAGUUUAGGAUAGGCUGGUGUCACAAUCCCAACAGAGCACUGAAGAGAGUCACUAUUUGCAUGAGAUAGUAUAUACUAUACUACAAAAUUAGUGUUCCCCAACCACAUUGAUCUUGACUGUCUGAAGCAUCUUGCUUCACCAUGCUCUAACCCAGUGCUCAUAGGGCAGUGCUAUUCAGAUGGUAUCCUGGGGCUCCCUGCCAUUCCCUGGCAAUUUAUCAGGGGGCCUUUAGUGAGACGAUCCAUAAAGGUAGUCCAGCUUCCCUGAAAGGUAGCUUUCUAUUUGCCGUUGUUCGCGACAAUCCACAGCCAUUGGAACUGUUGGAUUGAUUCUAGGGCACACACUAGCAGUUCACCCAGGGUAAUGUUGAGGCCGACUAAGACCAGCUGGUGUCUCCGAUGAAUUGAAUGCCCCGUAGAACAUGCCCCCCCCCCCACAGAAGCAUUUGCAACAUGCACGGGUUCCAUGCAGGGUAGGGUGUUCCUUGGAAGCCCUGUUCAUGCAGCAAGUAGAAAGCUGGAGGCAGACAUGUCCCUGUCAUUUUGCAAUAUUUUGCUUUGUGAUGCUUGUUUGUAGGGCAAUAACCACCAAGUGCUAUUAAGUGUUGGCAUCUGUUAAUGCAGCUCUUCUUAUGUGGAAAGGGAAGAGGAAAUGCAUGUUUUCUGCCGUGUGUGUGUAGCUGAAGCCCUUUGCAUGUUAAGAGUGUUUUUGAUUUUGUUUCCUUCAUCUGCCUCAGGCUGCAAGACAAGAAUACAUGUUCACCUUUUUUGUGACAAACGGUAUUUGGGAGCACCAGAUGAUGCAGCAUUGCAGGUUCAGCUGGUGUGGACUUAAUCAGUCCCUUGAUUGGGUGUCCCACCGCACAGGAGUGGGAUACAAGGAAACUAAUGCAUAUGUUUUUUUAAAAAAACCUCAGACUAGCCCCAUCCUCUGUUUCCUAGUGUGGAUCAGCAAAAGGCUGCAGCCAUGCUGCUAUAGCUGUGUAAAAACAACGCCAGCUUGUGCCACACAGCAGCCCACCUACUGCAAGGAAUAGUGCAUAGAUAGAGCUAACCUGUAUGGGGAUAUGGUGAGGCAGGAGGCAAAAACUAGGCCUAAUUAAGGACAGCAAAACCGGGAUGGGGAUCAGAAACACCCAUGGAGACCUUCCCCUGUGCAGGUACCAUUGAAAUGCAGAGCUGGGCAAGAACAGCUCCUGCUUGUUUAGACAGGCUCUUGCACUGGAGAAUGGCCUGCCGGACUGUGUCUCCUGUUCAACCAUGUGUGGAGAGGGUGGUGUUUCGAUUUUCUGUCACAUGCACCAAAGACAUCCUGAGAUGGCACAGGGUUGCACUUGCCUUACAGGAUUGCUGGGCACAGGCCUGCUCUUUCUGUAGAGGCAAUUAUUUCCACAAGCUGAAAGACCAACAAACCACCACAAAGGACAAACAGGCCUUCUCAGCAAUGCUGCUGAAGUUGCAUUAGGGAAGACUUAGGUGGAGAGGCAAUGGUCUCAGUAGGCAAAUUUGGAUGACUUAAUUCUCUUUGAGUUCCUUCCGCUUCCCUUGUCUAAAACACAUUUCUUUUAAGUGUGUGUUAUUGAGCAUGGAAGAGAGAGAGAGAGUGUGCGAGAGAGUGUGUGUACGCAUCUGUGGAGAAAGAGAGAGAGAAUGUGUGUGUCACUGUCAUGGCAUCAUGCAACUGCAGUGUGAGCAACAAUCAUAAAGAGUUUAUAUAUAAAGCCCACACUUUAUUCCAACCUUAAUUUUAAAAGCAGUUUUAAAAAUGUACGUUACAAAGCACCAAGCUAUGCAUGUAUUUUUUGGGUGUGUGUGGGUGUGUAUGUAGAGGGGGGGAGCGAUCACCACUGCAUGCCAUGCACCUCGCUUUACUCGUUUGGAUGUUGUUUUAAGAAAAGUUUUUUAAAAAAAUUAUUUUAUUUUUUAAACAGAGCGAGAGAGAGCGAGAGAGAGAAUGAGAGAUAAACCUUUAAACACUGUGUAGGGAGGACUGAUGGGUGUUUUGUGUCUCUUUCGCAUGGAUUUUAUUGUGAACUGUUUUUUAAAAAAGGGGAAAAAGAACAACAAAAAAAGGCCAACUAUAAAUGACUGCACCAAAACUGGUUAUAAAAACAAUAGUUCGGAAAAAAACCCUGUAACUUUUGUAAAUCUUUCUGCUGCUAACUGUAGGUAGAGUUCUAUGUAUAAAUUCUAUGGAUGCCAUGUUUUCUUCUGUGACAAAUGUGAUCAUUGUUAGUCUUUUCAAAUGAAGGUUGCUUUUUUUCUUUAAUUUUCCCCUCCUUUUGUUUUCCUAUCAGAGUGUCUGACUUUAAUAAAAUACUCUUCCCCCCC
Molecule: messenger RNA, 19157 nt
Organism: Hemicordylus capensis (graceful crag lizard)
Lineage: Eukaryota; Metazoa; Chordata; Lepidosauria; Squamata; Cordylidae
Gene: SRCIN1
Product: SRC kinase signaling inhibitor 1
Exons: 25
Coding region: 1789-6837 (1682 amino acids)
Biological process (GO): regulation of dendritic spine morphogenesis
Cellular component (GO): cytoplasm; actin cytoskeleton; postsynaptic density
Source: RefSeq, a predicted model, not a curated record